This is a messenger RNA of Gavia stellata (red-throated loon), 5943 nucleotides long. It is a transcript of the gene EXPH5, whose product is annotated as exophilin 5. The record is from RefSeq and is a predicted model, not a curated record. Gene Ontology annotation, cellular component: endosome. Gene Ontology annotation, biological process: intracellular protein transport; positive regulation of protein secretion; multivesicular body sorting pathway. The transcript is spliced from 6 exons. Gene Ontology annotation, molecular function: small GTPase binding. The coding region runs from base 1 to 5943 and encodes 1980 amino acids. NCBI's taxonomy places the organism in Eukaryota, Metazoa, Chordata, Aves, Gaviiformes, Gaviidae.
AUGACCGCAGCGCCUCAGGGGCCAGAUCUCGGUUUUUUAAACGAGGAGGAAGCCAGGGCGAUUUUUCAGGUGCUGCAGAGGGACUCGGAGCUCCGGCGGGCAGAGAGAGACAGAGUCAGCAAACUUCUGAAGAGAAAGAAGGCUGAAACAGGGCUGCAGGGAAUGACUGGAGAAUGGUUUGAAGAAAUACAAAGAAAAAAAUUUCAAAAUUGCAUUGAUGUCAAUAGGAUGCUAAAACCACCGUUAGAGCAUCAGCUAAGGAAGAGCAAAACCACCAAUCAUAAAGAAUUAAAAAUGUCAUCCUGCACAAAUCCUCAAGCACAAAAGAACACUUCAGCUUCCUUUCUGGGGUUCAGAUCACCUUUUGCUUGGCUUUUCUCCUUUAGAAAAUCAAGGAAAAACCAGACUCAGAAGCAACCACGAUAUGACAGUUCUGCUAGCCCAUCUUCGAAAGUGGAAGAAAUGGCAACGGCUGAAAUGUGUAAUUCCCCAAUGUCCACUGAAACCAAUGGUCAUUCUUUUGAUGCAAACCAAAAUGAAAUGAUGGAGAAAAGUAUACAGGAAUGGAAUGAACAGCUAGAGAAGGAGUUUUUCAGUGUUCUAAAUGAUCUGGAUGACCAGCUGGCCCAGGAACAAGCCCAAGACCCAUUGGACAGGACAGUUUCUACUAGCAGUGCAUCAAAUGUCCAAUGCAGUAGUGCAUUCCCUACUUCAAAGAGGCAGACUGCUAGUAGGGGGCAACACAGAAAUGACUGGAGUGACAUGUCUAGCACAUUUUUCCCAGAUGGACUGAGAACAAUAAGAGCCAAAGAUGAACACAAGAUUUUCAUCAGACCAAGGAAAUUACAUAGUGCAUAUAUAAACUGGCACCAGACAGCCUUUCAAGAAGAUUACAAAUAUGGUGAUCCAGUCGACGGAAAUCCUCAUCUGCUAAGCAGCAGGCUGUCUUCCGUUUCUUUUGGACGAUCUUCAGAAGGUAGCUUAUAUCCUCCUUCCAUAACACAGAACAGUGGAUUUAGGCACAAGAGUUAUAUGAACAGGGAUACAGCUGGCAGAAGUUACUCUGUAUGUUCCCUUCAGAGAUGUCCAUCAUCAGUAUCUUCUGACCAGCUAUCAGCAUCUAGUUUACAACAUCCAUUGGCAAGGGAGAGCAGCAAUGGUUUUGUACCAAGGUUUGGUCGACAAAACCCAAAGAGAAUUCCUCUGUCUUCUAUUGUAUGGAACAACACACCAGACUCUCCUGGACAAACAUCAACUCAAGAAAAAAUGUUUAGAACCCAGUCACUGAUGGAGUUUCAUGCUCCAGACCAUGGUAGAUAUCCUAGCUCUUUGCAAGAAACCAAGAAAUACGCAUGUUACCACUCAAAACACCACUACAGAAGAUCUAUUUCAAGCAGUAACUGCUUUAGCAGAGUUAGUUGUCCUGACAAAGCUGCUUCUCCGUUGCCCUUUGAUAACUGGGAAAAUUAUCCAUUAUAUAAAUCCGAAAAUAAUCUCUCUAGAUCCUACUAUAGAGAUACUUCCUCUCAUGGCAAGUUGUAUGCAAACCAAAAAAAUUCUCCUUACGGAAAAAAGGACAGCUAUCCUUCUUGGGCUGAUACUCCUCAGUACUACAGUGAUGAAGUGUUUAUUUCCCCUGAUGCCAGCUAUGAAGUGAUUAUGGCUAAUUUAAAUGACCAGCAGUGGGCACAUACAAAGAAUGCCAAGUUUGGUUCACAGCACCUGCAGAACGAUUUUCAUGUGUAUUCUCCAGAAUAUACGAAUAUCAAAAGGAUAACAAGAAGUGCAAAUAGAACUUCUUCAGAAUACACCGAGGGCUGUCAGCCUUGGCUAAGUUGUAACUCUUCUGUUUCUUCAUCCAGUAUCAGAACUGAUGAGUCAGUCUUCCCUAAUUUGAAGGACCCAACAAAACCUAUAGGACUAAACAGGAAAUCAGUUGUACAAAGAAGUACCAAAGCAGACUUUACACAACCAGAAAAGGUUGAAGGUAUGAACCUGCCAGAUGAACGCAUGCCAUUACAGUCAGUUUCUCAACAAACAGAUACAAACUACAUCAACGCCCAGAGUUUUCCCUCUAACAGCCCUGCUUCUGCCAUGUUGCAAAGUGAUGUAUCUCUCUUUAACACAAUGAGAUCAAAGAGACAAAACCAAGUCACUGCCAGAGGAGAUACUGCAAAAAUGUAUACAUCAAACAGUGAUAAAAAAAGUGUACAAAGGAAGGGAAAUGAUCGCCCACCCAACAGUGUGUUCAGUCAGCCUACCUGUAUUUUGCCAGCUGACGAGAGCAGGAAGGAACCUUUUCUUCCAAGUCAGAAAGAAUGGGAACAUAAUCUACAUUAUGCAGUAAAAAGAGAAAGCAUCAAACAGGAUAAUCGGAGUGCAGAAGCCAUUAACCAAGCUACUCCAAAGAGACAGUCCUCACCGCUGAAUGUUGCUUCUGCUGCAUCCACUGAAAAAUUAGCAAACUGUCAAGGCAUGUUGUCCUGUCCUCCUGAAUGUUCAUCUAGCUACUCACAAAGCUCUCCACAAGCACUUUCUCAUAAAGACAGGUCUAAAUGUUUAGGAACGCUAACUAGCUCUUCAGUAAAUUGCACAGUUACUGAAUCCGAAGCAGAAGGUGGAAAAACAGCUCAAGUGAGCAGAAUAGGUGUUACCAAAAAGAUUUCACAGAAAACACUGCAAAGUAUAAGCACUUUAGUUACUAAGGACUGUAAUGGACAAUUCACUACUGGUUCUCCACAAAAUGGAAAUUCUGGAAACACUUACAUGCAUAGCUUUGAUGGAGACCCCAAGACCUCUGAACAUAGUUUAAGUUACUUUUGCCUUGAAAAAGAAAGCAGAAAAAUAAGCAGUAAUUCUCCUUGUAUUGAAAGGCUUCACAAGCAAGACAGCUUGCUGAGACAUACCAGUAGCUGCAGUGUUACUGGCUCCCCUAGCAGAAACAGCGUCAAAACUCCUGACCCACUUGUUAUUUAUUAUACUUUGCCUAGAAAAUCAGCUAGCAUUGCUGGUAGUAUUAUGUCAGAUACGCCCAUCUCUUUACCUAGAGAAAGUAGAACAACAUACGAUUGUUUAUGGUCUGAAACUCCAUGUAGAGCUGAUGCCUUUUGUUCUAAUCAGAGAGAUGUGUCUUGUUCAGACUCAAAACAUUCCUUUUUAACAUCAGCAUCAUUAAAUGCUGCUACAAGCAACAAAGAUUACCCCAGUCCUUUAAUCAAAAGUCAUAAUGAUUCAGUAAGUAGUAGUACCUCAGUUGAACUGGCAGAUAGAUGUAAACAUCUAAGCAGAACAGAAUCCUCUGUGUUUUCAGAUUGUAAGGAGAGGGGAAAUUUUUUGAAGAAAUAUAAAACUACAAGCACAUUUACAGUUUGUGUUGAUGAAGAUCAUGUCAAGUAUCAUGAACUAGUUUCAAUUUAUUACACGUUACCACGGAGGCAUUCAAGAACAUUUUGUAACCUCUUCAGAGAUAAUCCAGAGGAUGCAGAUUUACCUUGUCCCAAAGAAAAUGCUCAGUCACCAAGAAUACAAAACAAGAAAAACGAAGGUCAUGUGAGUUUAGCAAAUGUUUUUUUCCCCAGUACUGUGGAAAAAGAGGUGCCUGCAUAUUCUUCUGACCAAGUAUCUUCAGCUCUGGUCACACCUCAGAACUUAAGAACUGCUGUUGAUAGUAAAGAAGAGAAUUCCCACUUAUCUCCUAGCUCUGAGAAGAUAUGUACUUCAAAGUCAAUGAGUAUGGUACAUAACAGGAAAGAUAGUUCAGCAGACCUUUCAUUAGGAGAAAAUGUGCUUUCUGACAUGGUUACAAAAGAAAUUUCUUUUGGUGGUCCACAAUCCCCUGCAAUAGUGGCUAGGUCAGGUAAGGCCAUUUCUGAUGCAUCGAGCAGCCAAAAUACAGAAAUAGGUCUAAAAGAAAAGAAGGAAAUUUUACCAACAGCCACACCAUUACUGUCCACUUUAUCAACCCCUCCCAAGCCAGGCAGACAUUUAGAGAAUCCUUCGUAUUCUACUUCAAUAAAUAAAAAUAUUAUACAGAAGGGAGACUCUGAAAACUGCUGUCAGCCCCCUAAAGUGAACACCAAUAAAAAUCUGAACAGUUUACUCCUCCACCCAGGAGAGAAGAGUUCCCUUGGAAGGAACAGUAACACAGAGCAUGCUGACAUGCCGCUUCCUCCUGCAGGAGAUACGUACAGGGAUAGUACCGAAGUCAAACAGAGAGUAAAUUUCCUACACCAAACCACCCCUCUGUAUAAUAAUACAAGUAGUGGACGGCAGUUAAGGGCUGACAGUUCAAGAAAAAAUGCAAAUUAUUUAAACUCUUGCAGCAAAGUGCUUUCAGAGUCUCAGAACAAAGCAUCUGAGGUAAGCACAGCUUCUAGUGCUGAUUCAUUACAUCAGCUGGAUGAAGUGAUUUGCACAGAUACAGAUGAAUUAAAGAAUUCAAAAAUUAAAAAAGAGCAAAACUCACAGAGUACUUGGAUAGGUAAAGAUUUUAGUGGUUUGCAGGAAUCAGAGAGGCACAGUGAAGGCAGCCUGAACAUUAACUGUAAAGAUAAAGUGGUCAGGGUUACACAAGAUCAGAAGAUAACACAGAGUGCAGAAGAUGAGACCAAGCUUCUCUCUGACUGCACAAGAGACAAAGUCAAAGAUAUAGAAAAAAGGAAAAACAGACCUUCAAUUAAAAAUAAACUGGCAGCUGUUUACAAAACAAGUCGAAAAUUUUCAAGUAAAAAUUUACCCCCCAAACCGCACAUAAGUAACAUUUUUUCACAGAACGAUGGAAGUGCCACUUCUUUAGAGGUCGACGUGUCCCUUGACUCAUUGAUUUCAACGGAUUCCCAUCAGGCAUUCCUGCAAUUGGACAGUGAAAAUCAGAAUCACAGUCUGGACCCUGAUAAGAAUACGCCAAAACCAAGAACAGCUGAGAAUAAGAAAACUGAAAAUCAGAAUGAUCCUUCUUUGCUUGUUAGUAACACCAAUUGGAGGUCCUUUACAAGCUCAUACACCCAGAAGAAAGCCAUCAGUCCCAAAAAAACUACAGUGAAAGUGGAAAGUAGGCCAAGUCUUACAAUCCUGUUUCCAGAUAAAGCAGUAACCACAAGAAGUAAGAAUUCCCAAACACUUGAUUUCAGGUUAGAAAGCAAAAGCCAGCCCAUUUCUCCCAGUGCUACUACAUCAGACUGUCUGGAUGAUGAGAAAAAAAGAGCUAGCAGUCGUGCCUGUAGUCCUCCCUUGCCACUUCUAACUGACAAAAACUCAAACACAUACAUAAAUAGAGGCUUGCAGGCAGACAUAUGUCCAGAGCAAAACUUGACUUCCCAGACAGUGCUUGGUCAGUGUCAAAAUACCUCUCAGUCUGCUAGCUUAAAAAAUGCUAACUUGCAUAGCUAUCAGUUGCGCAAGAGUGAUGCCAAGAGUCCGCGUGAGCGUCACCUGUCUGAGAGUAUUUGUGCUCGAGAUUCCCUUGAGACCUUUGCCUCGGGAAGCAAUGUUCUACCAAAAGAUGGUAUACAUGGGAAGAGAUUUAAAUCUUACUCAGAGCUAUUGUCUUGUGAUGAAAAUGAAAACUGGGCAUCGGAUGAUGAAAAAUGUUACAGCACUAGAAGUUUGAUGUAUCCUUCUGUUGAAUUUGGUAUAUUUGGCAAAGAACAACAGUUGGCUUUCCUGGAAAAUAUCAAGAGGUCGCUCACAGAGGGACGAUUAUGGACACCUUGUCUUCUUAAUAACCCUGGUGCUCUCCAAGACGGAGAGACCCCUUCUGUAAACAGGGCUGAGCUUUCGAGCUCAAGUUCUGCUGGGAGCAAAAUGUCAUCGGCUGCUUCAUCUCCCCAAGAACUGACUGGUAUCUAUCAGGAAGACCUAGCAGCUUAUUCAGACUCCGACAGUGAUACCACCACCGAUGACGAAUACUACCUAGAUGAGAUAGAUAAAGAAUCGGAGCUAUGA